This is a messenger RNA of Nematocida major, 1632 nucleotides long. Its product is annotated as protein SDA1. Gene Ontology annotation, biological process: ribosomal large subunit biogenesis; ribosomal large subunit export from nucleus. Lineage: Eukaryota; Fungi; Microsporidia. The record is from RefSeq and is a predicted model, not a curated record. Bases 1 to 1632 code for a protein of 543 amino acids. The transcript has a single exon. Gene Ontology annotation, cellular component: nucleolus.
AUGGACGUGCGUCUGCAAUUGCAAAUAAAACGGGAUCCUGCAAGUUACACGACCCUGUACAAAAACGAAGUGGAAAAACUUCGGGGAAUGAUAAAAAUAUCAAAGCUAGACCCAGAGGCCAAAAACUCAGAGCUUUCCUCGCUUCUUACAUUUCUCCCGCACAUUGCAAAGCACUACGACGAGGACAUUGCCGGGGAUAUUUUCAACUACGCCCUGGACUACUACAGCCUGCUAGAAAAAAGUCUCUCCCAGGCGGUUAUAACGGGGGUGAUUGCCCUCAAGAAAACGAAGCAAAUAGGGCCCGAGAUCUUCUACAAGCAGGCCAUUGCCCUGAUUGAGGAGAUGGACAAAAGGACGAAAACUGUGUUUAUACAGUUUCUAAUUGCGGAAAUUAUACGAGACAAGGACCACAAAGAGCUGGUGCAGAAAAUACUCGUUGACUCGAUCCACUCCGGCGUGGAGUCGCAUGCGAAAAGAGCCGCGUACAUAUACAUGCACCUGAUCAGCAGAAGCAUCUGGACGGACAGGGCCUCGUCGGAAAUGGUCUUUGAAAUGAUGUUUAAGGCGCCUCCGGUCGUUGUGAACUUCAUAUUCAUGUAUCUUCUCGACCGGGUGAAGCUUGCCGUGACAGAGGAGGAAAUAGAGAUGCCCAGCAAGAAGACGCAGGACACAAAAAUCAAGAGAGAAACGAAGGGAGACAAGCGGAAGAAGGAGCGCAAAGAAAAAGUUAUUUUGAAGAAGCUGGAGGAGAAAAAGGAGAAGGAGGCGCAGAAGGAGCCAAACAUUGUCUCUAUUCUUCGGCGGCUCGAGGGGAAGGGCCCGCAGUAUGCAGCAAGGCUCUUCAAAAAAGUGAAGAUGUCCGAGCACUCUGCAGACACAAAGCUGAUGAUGGCGCAGAUAGUCUCCAGGAUAAUAGGGUACUACAAAGUAAACAUCAAGGGAUUUCUGGGGUACAUGAUGAGGUUCCUGUUCCCGCACCAGGAGAAGCUCCCAAGCGUAUUUGCUGCAAUUGCGCAGUCCAUCCACGAGGAAACGGUGGACAAGGAGGUCCAGGCCAUCUGCGACCUCAUCGUGGAAAACUUCUGCGGAGACCACAAAGACGACGACAUAAUUGCGUAUGGAGUGAACUCGCUACGGGCAAUAAUAAAGAGGCACCCUCCUGCAAUGGAAUAUCCCUGCAUAAAGCAGGUGAUGGACUACAGAAAGCUGAACAAGAAGAGGGCAGUUUCUGCUGCAUCCGCGCUCAAGAAGAUGAUAAGAGACAUCCAGAGGCAGAAGGAGGCAGAGAAGGACUCCGAGAGCGAAGAGCUUGAAGAAGAAAGCGGCAGCUCCUGCGAAGACUUUGCAGGAGAAAGCGGAGAGGAGCUGGAGGAGGCAUCAGAGUCCGACGGAUUUGAGGAGGAGACAGACGACGACUCGAACGGGUUUGUAACGGAAGAGAUGAUCUCAAAGAUACGCACGAAGAAGACAAAGGAGGAGAAGGUGCAGCUGGCCAAGGCCGACAAGCGGGAAAAGAAGGAGCGCGAGCACACGGGCACAAACAAGGACAAGCAGAAGUCCACGAACUACACAGUGCGAAAGACCAAGCGAGUCUCAAUCCCCAAGAAAAAGACAAAAAAGCAAAAAAGGUAG